CCACAGAAAAUCACAGCACCCCUUAUCUAUGCUGUUUCCAUUGCUGCCAUUGGAUCUCUCCAGUUUGGGUACAACACUGGUGUCAUCAAUGCUCCUGAGAAGAUCAUCCAGAGGUUCUUCAACAGAACCCUGUCAGAACGAAGUGGGGAGGUUGUCUCCCCAGAGCUUCUCACCUCUCUGUGGUCACUUUCUGUGGCCAUCUUCUCAGUGGGAGGUAUGAUCGGCUCCUUCUCUGUCAGUCUGUUCGUCAACCGAUUUGGCAGGAGGAAUUCCAUGAUACUGGUGAACAUCUUGGCCUUUGUUGGUGGCACUCUCAUGGCCUUCUCUAAGAUGGCAAAGGCAGUGGAGAUGCUGAUUAUUGGCCGCUUCAUUAUUGGUCUCUUCUGUGGUCUCUGCACUGGCUUUGUGCCCAUGUACAUCAGUGAGGUCUCGCCCACCAGCCUCCGUGGAGCCUUUGGCACCCUCAACCAGCUGGGCAUUGUUGUGGGCAUCCUGGUGGCCCAGAUCUUUGGCCUGGAAGCAAUAAUGGGGACUGAAGCACUUUGGCCGCUGCUUUUGGGGUUCACAGUCCUCCCAGCAAUCCUGCAGUGUGUGGCUCUUCUUUUCUGCCCUGAGAGCCCUCGUUUCCUACUGAUCAACAAGAUGGAGGAAGAAAGAGCACAAGCAGUUCUCCAGAAGCUCCGUGGUACACAAGAUGUGUCUCAAGACAUCCUGGAGAUGAAAGAAGAGAGUGCUAAAAUGUCCCAGGAAAAGAAAGCAACUGUGCCAGAACUAUUCCGUUCUCCAAGCUACCGCCAAGCCAUUAUCAUUGCCAUCAUGCUGCAGCUUUCCCAGCAACUCUCGGGCAUCAAUGCUGUAUUCUACUAUUCUACCGGGAUUUUUGAAAGGGCUGGUAUCACACAACCUGUGUAUGCCACUAUUGGAGCUGGCGUGGUAAACACAGUCUUCACUGUGGUGUCGCUGUUCCUGGUGGAGCGUGCAGGACGCAGGACCCUCCAUUUAGUUGGUUUGGGUGGCAUGGCUGUGUGUGCUGUUCUUAUGACCAUUGCUUUAGCUCUGAAGGACCUUGUGGCGUGGAUCAGAUACAUCAGCAUUGUUGCCACUUUUGGCUUUGUGGCUCUCUUUGAGAUUGGCCCUGGCCCUAUCCCCUGGUUCAUUGUGGCCGAACUCUUCAGCCAGGGCCCACGGCCUGCAGCCAUGGCAGUGGCUGGUUGUUCCAACUGGACCUCUAAUUUCUUGGUGGGAUUAUGCAGAGGUAAGAACCUGAAACUAUGUGGGUCCUAUGUCUUCCUCAUCUUCCUUGUUUUCCUGGUCAUCUUCUUUGUCUUCACAUUCUUCAAAGUGCCGGAGACCAAGGGCAGGACUUUUGAAGAUAUCUCCAGGGGCUUUGAAGGACGAGCAGGAGCCAGCCCCACAUCACCUGUAGAGAAGAACCCCAUGGUGGAGCUGAACAGCAUACAACCUGACAAAGAAGUUGCCUAA
Messenger RNA from Eurypyga helias (sunbittern), 1482 nucleotides. RefSeq names its product solute carrier family 2, facilitated glucose transporter member 3. Gene Ontology annotation, cellular component: membrane. The annotation marks the transcript as partial. The transcript is spliced from 9 exons. The record is from RefSeq and is a predicted model, not a curated record. NCBI's taxonomy places the organism in Eukaryota, Metazoa, Chordata, Aves, Eurypygiformes, Eurypygidae. Gene Ontology annotation, biological process: D-glucose transmembrane transport.